This is a messenger RNA of Columba livia (rock pigeon), 6406 nucleotides long. RefSeq names its product thromboxane A synthase 1 (gene TBXAS1). The record is from RefSeq and is a predicted model, not a curated record. The transcript is spliced from 13 exons. The coding region runs from base 1203 to 2792 and encodes 529 amino acids. Gene Ontology annotation, molecular function: heme binding; oxidoreductase activity, acting on paired donors, with incorporation or reduction of molecular oxygen; steroid hydroxylase activity. NCBI's taxonomy places the organism in Eukaryota, Metazoa, Chordata, Aves, Columbiformes, Columbidae.
GAAAGUGCUGUACUGGAUGAGAAUAUAUUUGGGUGUACUGAUUUUGAAAUGGUAGGUUUUUCCAUAUUUUUUUCUUCCUUCCCUGAAAGAUUCUUUAGGUUACUAGCAGUUAUUGUAAGUUGGAAACUGUUCUUCAUGGUUGUUCAUACAACCACACAUACUCAUCCCCCUGUACAUUCAGAGGGUUGCACAAAAUCCUGUAAUGAUGUUGUACAGUAGUUGUAAGGUUCAAAAUGGUGACUAUGUUGUGGUCUUGCAUCUCUAUGAUUGUGCCCUUUAGUAAUGGACAUUACCGCAUGCUUAUGUAAAAGAGUUUAUUUUGUUUUCCCCGCUUUCAUUCAAAGAAUCACUUGUUUGUACUAGCUGCCUGAUUUUUUUAAUGAUGAUGAUUUUUUAAAAAAAUAUUAUUUUUUUUUCUUUAAGUGGAAGACUUGUGGGGUGAUUGGUUUCCCAAAUAGGCUUUAUUUGAUAUAAGGAAAGGAGACGUGACUAUCUUCACAGAGGUCUUUGUGGUAUCUUUAGAUAGAAGGCUCUAUGCUCUAAAAUGCAUUUAACAAAACUGCAUGGUAGGAUAAGGUACUAAAAUAAAAGCCAAGUGCUAGAUUCUAAUAAACCCUUCAAUACAGAAAAGCCUAAACGUGUAUGGGACUGUUUAACUAAUUGUUAGCUGGCUUGGUAACUUUGCUUAGGCUCCCUUUUAAAGAGGCAAAGCAUUUGUCUUUGCAGGUGAGUUGUAGGCAAUUUUUAACCAAAGCAUUUUAGUUGCUGUCUUUAGCUCUGUGACUGUAUUGGUGUGGAAGGGGGCAUUUCCUUGACUUUGUCACUCAUUUGUGUUAGCACAAAUCCGUUCCUGAUGGAAGAGGAGGAAAAUAGUCUGUCUUCCAUUGAUAGCAAACAACAAUUAGAGCAAUAGUUAAUAACUUGCUUAUUUAUAGACCAGAAUGAGCUGCGCCUCCAUCUAGUUUGGCUUCCUGUGUAUUUAGUCUGUGUGUUUUCCUCUAGACUUCGUAAGGGGAAGUGCUGUGUGGUGUGGGUUUUUGUUUGGUUGUCUUUCCCCUACACCGGCCCUAAAAAAAAAAAAAAAAAGGAAUUUUCUUCUGAAAGCCACAAUGAGUCUGCUAGCUUCCCUGGUGAACUGUUUUCGUCUUUCUGUGCCCUCCAUCACAAGAAAUGGCAUCUGAAUUCAGGGUUAAAUUUCUGUAAUGUCUUUACCCAGCACCAUGAGUGUUUUGGCUGUGUCACGGAGGAUGGAAAGCUGCUCGCUGUCAGAGCUCAUUCCUGUGUACUCCACAUCUGCAUUCUCCAAACUAAGCAAAGUAGGGAUCCGACAUCCUCCACCUCUUCCUUUUGUUGGAAACCUGUUCUUUUUCCGUGAGGGUUUUUGGGAGAACCACACAAAACUCAUAACCGAGUAUGGACCAGUUUGUGGGUACUACAUUGGUCGCCAGAUGUAUGUGGUGGUCUCCGCACCAGAGAUGAUCGAGCAAAUCUUAGUGACAAACUUCAGUAACUUCACCAACAGAAUCAAGCCGAAUUUGGUUUCCAAGCCAAUGCUUGACAGCAUCCUUUGUCUUCGUGAUGACAGAUGGAAGUAUGUCCGGAGCCUCCUGACUCCAGCCUUUAGCGAUACCAAACUGAAAGAGAUGACACCGCUAAUAAACCAGGCCUGUGACGUCCUGCUGUGUAACUUGAAAGUCUAUGCAGAUUCUGGCAAAGCUUUUGAUAUCCAGAGGUGUUACAACUGCUUUACCUUGGAUGUCGUUGGUAGCGUAGCUUUUGGUACUGAGGUGGAUUCUCAGAAGAAUCCCGAUGACCCCUUCGUUAAGAAUUGCAGAACAUUCUUUGAAAUGUCUUUAUUUAAGCCUCUCCUUAUUCUAAUCCUUUCUUUCCCAUUCAUAAUGGUCCCAUUGCUUCGGAUUUUGCCAAACAAGAAACAAAAGGAACUAAAUGGAUUUUUUAUCCAAAGCAUAAAAAAUGCAAUUGUCUUCAGAGACCAGCAAGAUGCAGCUGAGAGGCGCAGAGAUUUUCUUCAGUGGAUGCUUGACUCCCGCAACUCAGCUGACUCUCUGGCAGCUGAGUGUUCUGAUGUGAUCGGUCCACCCGUCACUUCCAGGCAGAACAAGGCACCUCUUGCUGGCAGGACACCAUCUGAAAAGGUUCAGAAGAUGUUAACGGAGGAUGAGAUAGCAGGCCAAGCUUUCUUGUUCCUGAUCGCUGGGUAUGAGACCACCACUAGCACACUGUCCUUUGCCACGUACUUGCUAGCCACCAACCCAGAGUGCCAGGAGAAGGUGCUUCGGGAGGUUGAUGCGUUCUCAGCAAAACACAUGGUCCCUGAUUACCAAAAUGUACAAGAGCUCUCUUAUCUGGACAUGGUGAUUGCAGAGACAUUGCGCAUGUACCCACCUGCAUUCAGGUUCACUCGGGAAGCAGCUAAAGACUGCAUAGUGCUGGGACAGCAUAUUCCAGCUGGGGCUGUCAUUGAAACUGCAGUUGGACAUCUCCACCACAACCCUGAGCUCUGGCCAGAGCCUGAGAAGUUUAUUCCUGAGAGGUUUACAGAGGAGGCCAAGAAGGAACGACAUCCCUUUGCAUACCUGCCCUUUGGGGCAGGACCCCGUGGCUGCAUUGGCAUGAAGAUGGGUUUGCUGGAAACAAAGAUGACUCUGCUGAGGAUUUUGCAGAAGUUUCGAUUUAAGACCUGCCCAGAGACGGAGAUUCCUUUGCAGCUGAAAUCAAAAGCCACACUUGGACCAAAAAAUGGAGUCUAUAUUAUGCUAGAAUCUCGCUAAAAGAAAAUGUACAUCCUGAAACCUCCUGAGAUGGGACCCCUUCUUCAAUGACUCACUUGGUAUAAUAUUUUUCAAAACCCCAAAGACAGGUAGGAGCCUAAGUCCCACUGGUGGUAAGCAGGUGCUGCCUCACCUCCUGUGGGAGAUCCUCCAGUCACUUCUUAAAAUGAGAUGUGUGCUCCGCAGUCAUUUGGUGGUUUUGAUGUUGCUGUGAAUAAUAUUUGUAAAGAAGCGUCCUGCUUUCACUUGCUUUUCUACAUUGCAUUUGCUUACACUCAUCUUUGAGAAUGCUUUUUCAUGUUUAUGUUCAAUGAAUGGAGCAGAUGUUAAGUGUACACUAAAUUCACAGUAGAUUUUGAUUACAAUUCAUUAUCUUAUUCAUCCUUCUCAUGCUUCUAAGUCCCUACUCUAGAAAAAGCCCAGGAGGCACCACAGCUACAGCAGAAGACCUGUGAUCCAGUAUUAGUAUGUUGGGUUUUAUCCUGAACUCUGCUAAAAAUCAAAGCAGAGACUCCUGCACAAUGCUUAAUCUAUCCCAGUGUCUUUCUCAAAGUGGAAGGAACUGCACCUUCUUCAGGCUUUUGAAGUUAUUUGAAAUACACUUAGAUUAACAAUUUCACUUGGCACAUUGCAUUGACUUGACUGAAGAGGAAUGAAGAGUUCCCCUGUUUACUAGCUAAGUUCCAGUAGCUAAGACCAAAGAAAUGAGGUGGCAUCCGUUUUGCUGGUUACUGACCUGUUUUGGAAAGGUGGAGGAAAAGAAGAUAUACAAAUUCAGUGAAAGCAGGAAGACUGGAGGAAAUUUAAGGGUAUUCAGAAGGUGUUACUACAACAUCUGCUUCACUGCUCUGAGGCCUUUCCUUUCCAUGUGUUGCAGCUGACACUAUCCUUGUUCGGCUCAUUGACUCACAGAAGUUAAGAGCACUGCAUGCACCAAAGCCAAUGGCAAUGACCAAAAUCAUCAGUCCCAGCAGCUCUCUUGAUUUCUUUUGUGUCCUCAGAACAGGUCAUAUCCCAAGUGCCUCACUCUGCUCAGGAGAAAACUUGUCUGGUUGCCCACUGCAGCAGCACCAUGGGUCCAUUCAAGCUGUAUGGCUGCAUACAUCCGUCUUCACAGCCAAAGCAGCAGUACACUCCCAUGCUUCACAUUCCCUCCAUGCUCUUUCCUACUGUUCUACAAAGCCCUUUAAUCACCACACAGCUAGUGGACCAUCACACAACAGUGACUGACCUGAAAAAAGAACCAACCAACACAUUUCCUUCAGUGGGUACCACAAACUGGUUGGCUGUACAACAAAACUGUGAGAGGAGAUGAUAGUCUCAGGGUCCUUUGAUUUUUUUUUUAUUAUUUUUUCUUUAUAAAUUGCAAAAAUUCUUGUGGCAUCAUAAGAAUAAGGAAGCACCUUUCAGUUCUUUGCAGAUGUGGUCUGCUGACAUACUCUGAGGUUUCCUUAGGUACAGCAUUUCUCUUGGUGACAUUAUGCACGGAGAAGUAUUACAGCAGGAGGAGGAAGACACUGACUGCUCAGCGUCACUGCAAGGAUUGCUGGAAGGAGCCAUCUGCUCACUGAUACCCAGCUAGUUCCCUAGUUUCUCUCCAGCAAGCACCUUUUGCUGCUUUCUUCCCACAUCCUGACUGAACACUGAUCAAUUUAUUUUAUCUCGCUCCUGGAAGAUUUUGUCUUUUUCAUGGGAUUUUUUUUUUAACAGAACCGAACAGGUAGGAGCGGUGAAGUACUGACCUGGCAGUCUUGGAAUUGUUCCUGUUUCCUUGGAGCAUCGCUGGCACGCUACUAAGUGCCCUGUUACAGACACACAUUAUAUGAAUUACCGAUGGAGUGAUUGUUAUUUGAAAAGCAAUAUACUAUAUAUACUCUAAUUUCUACACAUUAUUCAUCAUUUUCCCCUCAUGAAAAUAGUAUGCUGGCAGCUGAUUUACUGUAGAGCUUAUAUAUAAACUAGCAAAAAGUUGGAUAGGCCUUACCUAAAAAUGUCCUACCUACCUGAACAAGCAGGAAGCUCAUUCUAGUCUGAACACGGCUGUCAAACACUUGUUUGUUUCUUCAAUUUUUAAAAAAUCUUUUUCUUCUUUAAAUGACUUAACAGGACAUUGCAUGCUUCAUUUUUGAACAAAUGCUCCAAACCUAAAUCAAGCUUAUGUCUUUCUCCAAUACACUUUUGUAUUGACUGUUCAUCUGAAUGCUGUUUGUACCCUCACUAAAGUGUAGAGCAGUUGAACAACUCAUAUUUUUGUGCCUGAACAGAGCACUAUCAUCUUGAAUCCUGCUGACUCCACUGGAAAAAAACCAAACAAUACCGCACUGGCUGCAACUGUCCAUCACAUUUUACAGGCCUGGAAACUGCACCUAGAGUCUUUCCCAGCCACUUCAGAGUUGAACAGACAGUAUGUGCAAGUAAGCUCACUUGAGUCUGAGCUAAGGUUUUCUCAAGUGUCCUGCAAAUUUUUCUGGUUAGGAAGCAUUACCUAUUUUCACCUGUCAGUUUGCAGUGGUAUGGAAUAGAGGAAAUAUUUUUGCAAGUGUGGGCCAAGCCAGAUUCCUGGAAGCACAUCAUCCUGUGUUCUACGGGCAGACCUAGAGAGACAGCUAGAGAAUUAAGAAAGACAGAGAAAAGGCUGCCAACUUUCCAGUACUAAAGGAAGAGCCCCAAGCCAUUUCUUCUUUUUAAACAACAGCUGCUGAUACAGUCACCAGACACCGCACAUUUUACCAGGGUAUUUAACGAUGCUGGGCCUCACCCCAGCUGUGUGGCCUCAGCAACAUACCUAAAGAGUGAGCUGUAUUGAGGGACCCGUGCUGCUCUAGCCCCCUGGAAGGACACAUUUGCAAAAAAUGAGACACAGGACUGACAGCAGCUCUGCAAAACACAAACUGGUAAUAUCCUAUUAAUCACAGUGUGUCUGUGCACCCAUAUAACAUGGUUUCAAACUGAUCCUGAACAGUUGGCUCUAGUAUUCCUUUAAAAAGAAAACAUGCAACAUGAAAACAUAACUUAAUAUCCUUAACUAACAGUGACUGUUAGCAUUUAUGGUACAGCAUGCUUCACUCAACAGUAGUUGAUACUAGGGAGGAACAAGGAAGCUGAUUUUAAAUAAUUUCUCUCCUCAGAAACAGUAAGUGUGUUGUCUUGCGUUGCUGAGCUGCGGGUUUGUUUAAAACCAGGUAUGUCUGUUUUACAAAAGGGUCUCAGUUCUUCUCUGACAGCUGAUACAAAGCAAAUGAUGCUUGAUAAAGGAAAGCUUCUAUUAAAAACAUCUUCUGGGACUUUGCAAUGAUUACAGAAAGCUGUCAGUAUAAAGUGGUGUUUUUAAAUGAGAGUGCUGAGACAGAAAACAUUUACAGUUUUGUACUUUAUAAAUAGCAUUCCUGGAAAAUCAGAGCUGGGUUUUAAAAAUGGUUCUGCUUGCAUGAUUGUAAAUUUGAUCUAUUCUUACCUGGCAAUAAAUUGCAGAUUUUCCUUUGUGUGUGAUACUUUCUGAAAUGACCACCUUCUUAUUUCCCUUUGUUAAAUCAUCUUUCCAUCUUGAAUCAGCUUCACCUAAUAUCAGACACUUCUGUGCAUUCACAGUAAUAAAUAUGCUAAAAGAAUUAAAA